GAAGGUUCAGAACCACUUUGGUUAAUCGUUCUGCUUGGGUUUGUUUGAAGGUCUUUUUACCCAGUGCAUUGGUGGUCCCGCAAGCCUUUCGCGUCCCGAAGCUUUCGCCGACGACUAUAGAUCGCGGCGCAACAGAAAAAAGGAGUGGGAAAGGAGAGUCCUUUUUGUGUUGACGUGUGUUGCUGAACCUCACGUCCGCCGCCGCUGCGAGGAAGCCAAGCCCCCCUUAGAGGAGGCUUCGGCAGUGACACCAAGUGGCUAUGUAGGGAAGUGUUCCCCUCGCACAAGAAACUACCAAGUCACAGUAUAGGAUGGCCUUCAUGGGGAGGAGCAACAGAGGGAAGGGCAAGAAGACACAUGGAACCAAUCCUGACAGGAUGGAUGGUGAGCUGUUAGCUCUUCAGUGGAUGGAGCACUCUCGCAUCUUCAGCCAUGCAAUCGGCAAUUUGCGUGGCAAGGCUGCUUACACUGAUGCCACAUUGGCAUGUGAGGGCAAGUUCUUUACGGUCCAUAAAUUUGUGCUGUCAACAUGCAGCGAGUAUUUCAAUGCCAUCUUUGAGUGGACCCCUUGUGUGAACCCAGUUGUGGUCAUAAAUAACAUAACAUGCAAGGAACUGGAGGCUCUCCUGGAUUUCAUGUACAUUGGGGAGGUGAGCGUGCGUGAGAGCCAGAUCCCUGGGGUGAUGCGCGCAGCAGAGUGCUUGCGCAUCCGGGGCCUGGCUAUGGUGGAUGAAGAGGGACUUAAGACACAUCUCUCCAACAAGAACCCCUCUGAGUUUGAGGGGCCAGCUGCCAAAAAGAGGAAACGCCAGGACUCACGCAAAAACACACCUACCACCUCUCAGGUCCACCUUCCUCCUCCUCCACUGCCUCCCCCACCAGUACCACGUCCUGCGACAGCUACCACUGUAGUGGCAACAACAUCAACACACCACUUCCCCACAGAGCAGCCCUUGCAGCCAGUGGUUGAGACACACCUCCAAGGUGCCCAUCCACAACAGCAGCACCAGCCACAGCCUUCAGCCUCACCUCGCACCCCCCAGUCCGAGCCACAGCUGACCCCUGGGCCCCACCACCAUGUCCCACACCCUCAUCACCACCAGACACAACAACAUCAGAGUCCUGUCCAGGCCACUGUUGUUCAGAACUCCCUGGUGGGAACUGUACACACUGUGCAGUCUCCCCUCAAUCCCCAGGCUCCUCACACCCCACAGGCUGCCCAUACUUCACAACCCUCCAUCUCUCAGGCCGCACACCCACAGCAUCUCACACAGGUUUACACAACCCCUUCCCACCAGCCAGCUGCAGGGGGAGUGCCUGCCCAAACUUCCUCAGCCACACAAAUAUCAGUCCCAGCUCACGUUUCAGCAGCAGGCUCAGAGACUAUUCAGGUGAAUGAGGUCACCAUUCCUCAGCCACUCAUCCCCAUCGAGAAGUUUAUCCAAGCCGUCAAGCUGGAGAUUGACACUACCAAGGAAGGGCUGGAGACACAGCAAGAAGAUGGUUCAGUUGGGAUUCCUGACCUUCUGGACAGCCUGGUGGACAUGAGGCAGAUCUAUGACACCAAAGCAGAGCCAGAGGAGAUGGGCACAUCUCACAACUCGGAAGCCAGUGAGAACCUGUAUGACUUUACUGAAGAAUAUCCUGAGACAUCCGCUUCUUCGCGAUCAGACGCUCAGUUGCCGAGGCAGAAUCAGCCGGCUGCUUCAGCACAGCCAAAGGAAGAGAAGAACAAUGUGGGCAAGUACAAGUGCCACUACUGUAACCGUGUGUGCCAGAAGAAGGAGAGCCUGACUCGCCACAUGCACACACACACCAAGCAGCCAUACACAUGCCAGCAGUGCGACUUCACAUGCAAGACAUACAAAAAUCUGUUGCAGCACAAGAAGGAAAUCCACACAGGUCUCCACAAGUGUCCAUCAUGUGAGUUCACUAGCAAUCGCCCAGACAACGUUAAGCGCCACAUGACGACCCACUCUGGCGAAAGCCCUCACAAGUGUCCACACUGCACUUUCAGUGCAAAACGGAGUCAGUACCUGGCCAAACAUAUAAAGAACAUCCACAAGAAGAAGGAGCGAGUAAAGCAGUCGCCCAGUACGUAGUGCCCCUACGCCCUCACCCUCUCCUCCUCUCUGCAAGAAUGUCCAAAAGGAACGAAAGAAUGAGAUGGAACUGACGUGUUCCUCAGGCAGCAAAGCUGGAGGGGGGAGACUAGUGUAAAUACAUCAUUUCUGACAUUUCUUAACACUGACCAGAUCCAAACGUGGGUUCAAAUGCUUUCCGUCCACCAUCUUGUCACUCGCUACUUUAUGCAAGACUCUGGAGACAAGAGGUGACCGCAUCUCGCAGUAGUAAUGGGAAAGCAAGCAGCUUCACCUAGUUUUGAUAUCAGUGUUAGCAGGUGUUGUAAACUGAUGUGAUAUUUUCCCUCUGAUUGCAGAGGAGAAACUGUAUUUUUAGAGUAAUGGCCCCAGUUGUACUAUUGUUUGAUAUGUGAAAUCUCCAUUCAGAAAUACUGAAUUCUUAAUGUGAAAGACCAAAGGGAUUAGGCUAGUAAAGCACAAAAGAGUACAAAAGCCAUUUCUAGAUAGUUGUUAUAAGUAUGAAAGAAUUGUGGUGACCUUGCACUUUUUUCCUCACUCUUUAUUCAGAGUGAAAAGGUACCUCGUAUAUAUUUUUUGUCUUCUUUUUUCAAUUGAUUGUUAUUAUUUUUAUUUAUUCUCUUCUUUAUUUCAUGUUUAUAUAUAUUUUUUUGUUAUUAAAUGGACUUGGGAUCUUUACUAGUGUGAAAAGAGGAAUGCUAUUUUUGCAUAACACGAACACAGUUACACACAAAGUUUGUAACAAUACUGCCAAAGUCUCUGUGUGAUAGCGAUACAAUUUAGCACCCCCUUCACUAGGGUCUAUGCUGGCUUGCUUCAUAUUUGAAGCCAGCAAUCUCCCCUUCGUCCUUCAUUUUAAACUUGACCCACUGCGACCCAGAACAACAGAAAGCUGUCACAGACAACCAUCCAUUGGUUUUUUACACCCUGUGAUAAGAUGAAAAAAUAUAUAUCUGUAAAAAGAAAGAUAUUAACAAAAAUCUCUAUAGAGUUUGCACAUUUCUUGCAUCUGAAUGGAUGCCUCUUUUUCUGGAAUGUGCAAGUUAGUUGUUUUAAAGCAGUUCCAUGUAUUCAUAUUUUCUUAUUGGACAUUGUGAAUGUUUGUAAAUAGGUCUAAAGUAAUUCUCUGAUUUUGGCAGCUGGAAUUGGCACUUAGGCAUAAACAUUCACAAGUACUCUCACACAAACAAAUGAACUCUUACACACAACAGUCUCUCCUCUCCUGAACUCUCUCUCCUCUGUCUCCUCUCCUCUCCCUCUUUCUCUCUUUCUCUCUCUCUCUCUUCUUUCACUCUUCC
Molecule: messenger RNA, 3400 nt
Organism: Penaeus vannamei (Pacific white shrimp)
Lineage: Eukaryota; Metazoa; Arthropoda; Malacostraca; Decapoda; Penaeidae
Product: protein bric-a-brac 1
Biological process (GO): regulation of transcription by RNA polymerase II
Cellular component (GO): nucleus
Molecular function (GO): protein binding
Source: RefSeq, a predicted model, not a curated record